AUGGCAACUUCGGUUAAACGUAAAAAAGUGACUGUAACAAUGGAACAAAAACUCCAUGCUUUAUUUCGUAUUGAUGCUGGUGAAUCAUUAAUAAAAAUCGCGCAAGAGUUAGGAGUGGACAGCUUAGAUAACAGACGCACAUUAAGAAAACCAAACAACGAAGCUUUAUACGAGGCUUUGUACAUUUGGUUUUGUCAACAACGUGAACAAGGAGUUGUACAAGCUAUCGCGAUAAAAUUUAAUGACAAAUUAAAAUUCGACAUGGCAUUCGUGAACUUGGUCGAUGAAGACUUAAUGCCUUGCCAAAUAUUUAAUGCUCACAAAACUGGGUUGAAUUACAAAAUGCUUCCAAAAAAAAUAUUAGCCUCAAAACUAGAUUCUGUAGCCAAAGGACAUAAAGUGAAAAAAGAACGAGUAACUUUACUUCCUUGCAGUAACGUUUCUGGUGAUUUAAAAUUUCAACUUUUGGUGGUUGGAAAAUCAGCUAAGCCUAGAACUUUUAAAAACAAAAAACUUCCAGGAAAAGCUGUAUUGUUUAUAGAUAAUGCUCCGUGUCACCCAAGUGAAAAUGAAUUACGAGAUUGUGAAAUUUAUGUGAAAUUGUUGCCACCUAACAUGACGGCAUUGAUACAACCAAUGGAUCAAGGUGUUAUUGAAACGACAAAACGGCUUUACAGAAAAAAGUUGAUCAUGUUUCUUUUAGAGCAACAAGAAGCGAACCCGUUACCGCAGAAGCGUGGGAAGGAGUUAAGCCAGAAACACUUUAAAAAAAGUUGGAAAAAAUGUUGGCCUAAUAUUCCUCAAGAAAACUAUAGACGAGAUGAAACAACUUCAAAUGAAGACACUGAUUUCAUUCAAGUUUUUCAAGAGUUGGAAGGUUGUGCCGAGGUGGAAACAAAUGAUAUUUCUGAAUGUAUAAACGGUGACACUGAUGUUGGUCAUCAAGUUCUUAGUGAUGAUGAAAUUGUGAAUGCAUGUAUUGAAAACAUAGAAAUAGAAGUUGACAGUUCAGAAGAUGAAGAUGAUGGUACAGAUCAAUCAACGGGCCCAACACAUGGUGAAGCAACUGCAAUGCUGGAGCAGUUGAUGACUGACUAA
Molecule: messenger RNA, 1098 nt
Organism: Metopolophium dirhodum (rose-grain aphid)
Lineage: Eukaryota; Metazoa; Arthropoda; Insecta; Hemiptera; Aphididae
Product: jerky protein homolog-like
Exons: 5
Coding region: 1-1098 (365 amino acids)
Cellular component (GO): nucleus
Molecular function (GO): DNA binding
Source: RefSeq, a predicted model, not a curated record